AAUGUCCUUAACCGUCUCGCGCGAUGAGAUUAUCAGAAAACACAACCUCGUCUGUGCCACCCGACGUGAUAACAACGACAAAAUCAAAAACCAGCAGCGAUGACGCGAAAUAUGUCGUUGUGCCAAUAAUAGUGAUUAUCGUUAUUAUGCUGGCAUCAGUUUUGGUGUAUUACCUCCUCAAGCAACGAAAACUGAUCAAAUUGAGGCGUGAAAUUCAAAGUUUUUACGAGUUUGACUCCGAGGAGCAAGAGUGGGAAUCUUUAAACAGUUACAGGCAUCCGAAUUAUAGCGAUGACCUCACGGACAGUAGCCGUAGCAGAUUAUCCAAAUCGAGUACCACAAAUCUUUAGAGGAAUGUCAUUUUACCUCUACUCAUACACACAAUACACGAAAACAAAUAAUAAGCAUAUUUCAAGUAAUACGAAUGUCCGCUGUGAUCUACAAUAAAUAGUUAUUUAAAAAGUCACUUCCCCAU
Molecule: messenger RNA, 475 nt
Organism: Cylas formicarius (sweet potato weevil)
Lineage: Eukaryota; Metazoa; Arthropoda; Insecta; Coleoptera; Brentidae
Exons: 2
Coding region: 24-350 (108 amino acids)
Source: RefSeq, a predicted model, not a curated record